AUGAUUGCGGAGCUUGCAAGGAAGUUAAAAAUGCUUCAGGAGGAAAUGAAUCACACUCGAGAUUUGGCUAACUUGGCCAUCACUGUCAAUGCUCCUGCUCCAGGAGGACACGGGACUUCACUCCAAAUUCUUCUCUCAAUGGACCAUUACGAGGAAAAAGAGAAAAAGUGGAGGACUGAGCAUGAAAUGAAGUUGAUAGCUAUGAAUGAAGAGAUAAUAAGGAUCAAAGAAUCUCAUGGAGCGAGGGAUCACGACGGUUUAGGGUAUGAUGAUUUAUGUGUUCACCCUGGAAUAGAUUUACCAGAAGGGUAUAACGUCCCUAAGUUUAAAGUGUUUGACGGUACCGGAAACCCAAUGGCUAAUCUGAGAAGGUAUUGUGAUCAAAUGGUCGGGGUAGGGAAAAAUAAGGCGUUAUUGAUACGCCUAUUUAGCCGAAGUUUAAGUGGCGAAGCCUUAGAGUGGUUCUUGUCUCAGGAGCUGAAAAGAUGGACUGGUUGGAAAGCAUUAGCCAAGGGUUUCCUUGACAGGAAAGAAGCUGCCAAAGUGCAACCCCCCAUGUCUGAGGAAGAAAUAGUAUAUGUGUUUUCUUGUGAUCAAGAAGGAGAAUAUUAUACCAGUAUGGUGUUCGCUGUCAGGGCGACUUUUGCAGAUUUGGUAAAAAUAGAAGAAUCACUGGAAGAAGGUAUUCGGACAGGAAUAAUUGCCAAGACCCCAACAUCAUCCAGGACUGCUAUGUUAUUAAAGAAGGAAAAAGAGGAUGUAGGCACGAUUUCUGUUAAUUCUAUUGCAAAAAUGAAAAAGAGGUUCAACUCUAGGAAUAUUUUCUCUUCUCCGCUGUCACUACACUUUCAGCAUCCUCAUGUCCAAUCCACUCUUCCAAACAACCGAACAAACAUUCAAGUACCUCCAAAUUAUCAUCAAGUGCCUCCUCCUGCAUAUCAGAACCAUUAUAACCCUCUGUGUCCUAACAUCGAAAAAAAACCUCCCCGAAACUUCACGCCGCUGGCUGAAAGUCACACCCAACUAUUUGAAAGAUGGAAGAAUGUCGGUCAUUUGCAAACAAUCCAGUUGAAUCCUGUCAAUCCCAACUCUCGAUUUGAUCAUCCUGAUCAAAAUUGUGUUUAUCAUUCAGGAGCAGCAGGGCACAACACCGAGGACUAUAUUAACUUGAAAUAUAAGAUCCAAGAUCUGAUUGAUCAAAAGGUCAUCACGCUUCAGUCACCGAUGCCAACUAUUAACAGUAACUCAUUGGCUAAUCAUGGGGGACCUACAGUUAACAUGAUUGAAAUAGAAGAAGAAUAG
Capsicum annuum is the source of this 1302-nucleotide messenger RNA. RefSeq lists its product as uncharacterized. The coding region runs from base 1 to 1302 and encodes 433 amino acids. Lineage: Eukaryota; Viridiplantae; Streptophyta; Magnoliopsida; Solanales; Solanaceae. The record is from RefSeq and is a predicted model, not a curated record. The transcript has 4 exons.